Cantharellus anzutake is the source of this 3230-nucleotide messenger RNA. RefSeq names its product Utp14 protein-domain-containing protein. The record is from RefSeq and is a predicted model, not a curated record. Lineage: Eukaryota; Fungi; Basidiomycota; Agaricomycetes; Cantharellales; Hydnaceae. The transcript has 8 exons. Gene Ontology annotation, cellular component: small-subunit processome; nucleolus. Bases 65 to 3019 code for a protein of 984 amino acids. Gene Ontology annotation, biological process: rRNA processing.
GUUCACGUAAAGGUCAACACGUCAGCCUACCCAAUUUAUUCGGGCUCACCCGCUCCCACUCUUCAUGGCGAAAACUGGCCCCAGGUUCUCCUCCAAGCGCCCGACGUCAGGGCCGCGCCGAAAGGGGCCCAAAUUGCACCCAUCGUUACUCAAAAAUAUCUCUAGUAGUCGGAAAAAGCCUUUCAAGAGGAACAAGGAUGCUGAGCCCGACAUCCAUAACCUUUACGAGUAUGAGCCUUCGAAGGACAGACGUGCCAAUGUUGGACUAGCUCUUGAUAGAGAUGAGUUAGAAGGGGCUGCUGGUGGUCUGUCCGAUGGUGAUGGUUCUGAUAACGAGAUGAACAAUAUUCUUCAGCGUCUUGUAAAGAAUAUCCAGAGCGAUGCUGGCGUUGUUGAGGAUGAAUAUGACGAGGAUAUCGACUCUGAUGCAGCCAUCGAAGGGCAGAGCGAUGAGGAGGACUAUUUGAAUCCCACUUUUGAUCAAAUCUCUCCAAAGAAGAAGGGCACUGCAAAAUCAUCAAAACGUCUUCUUAAGCGUCGUGAGGUGACUCUGGAUGAAGAUGGAGGUGACGUAGAUGUGGCAGAAGAUGAGGACGGAGAGAAUGAGGAUGAGGACAGAAUUGGCACAAUUCCUCUGUCUAAAAUGCUUGACAAUGGUGAAGAGGAAGAGGAGGACGAAUUGGAAGAGAGGCCUGAAGCUGCCCCUCUACCCAGAGUGCUUGACGAUGCCAAUAGGGAGGGCUCUGAAGAAGGCCUCAGCGAUGAUGAUGUGGACGAAGAUAGCGAGGACGGGUCGAUGGAAGACGAGGACCGCCUUCUUGAUGAGGAUGCGGAGUCUUCGGAGGCGGCUGUGUCUAAGCUCGAUGCUUUUAUCGAUGGUCUUUCGGACAAAAAGAGGAAAGCAGACUUCGACCCUUCCAAAAGAGCUAGACGCCGAAUUUUGCCUGAACGUACCGAACGCGGGGGUGAGGGGCAUUCGUCGCAACCGGAAAAGGACCCUACAGACAAAAUCGACCUCAGCGACCUCCUCGAUGGCCCUUCUCACAAUACCUCCUUGGGAAAAUCUGCCAAGCUUCUUCAAUCCCAAAAUAUCAAUGCUUAUGUUGCACCGUUGCACAAGCGGCAGCAGAACCGCGUGGACCGCCAGGCUGCCUAUGAGGCGACGAAAACAAGAGCCGAGCACUUGUCCUUCCCUCUCCAAAAACCUCCUGCGGCGCGCCGCACGGUUGCGAAUAUCAACUCAACAUUUACGCCGAGUAAUGGGAUGGAAUCCGCUGUCGAUAAACUCCUUAGGGAUGCUGAAUUGCUGGAAAGCAAAGAAUCUAAAGACGCACCGGCCAAGAAGGUUACUAUGAAGGAGGUUGUUGCAUGGCGGUCGAGACUUCGACAUGAUCGUGAAACCAUGUUCCGUGCCGAGGCCAAAUUGAAGCGGAUGGCUAAGAUUAAGUCCAAAAUCUACCGCAAGAUUCAACGGAGACGGAAAGAAGGGGAAGCUCUGACUUUAGAGGAGAUGGAGGCGUUGAAUCCGGAAGUGGCGGAAGCUGAACGGAUGAGGAUGGAACUAGAAAGGGCAAAGGAACGGGCAACGUUGCGACAUCGGAAUACGGGCAAGUGGGCGAAGAGGCUUGCUUCCCGGGGUGUAGAUCUGGACCAAAGUGAGAGGCAUCAAUUGCUGGAGCAACUCGACAAGGGCGAGAAGUUGCGCAAGAGGAUUUUAGGGAAGAAAGGGAGCGAUGAUGAUUCCGACGACGAUGGCGACGAUGAGGAGGAUAUUGAUGCCAUUCGAGAGAAGGCGUUCGAUGAAUUGAAGACCCUCGAGGACGACCAGAAAGCCGCCGACGCUGACGGGUCGUCUAAGCAAGGUUUGAUGGGGAUGAAGUUCAUGCAAAAAGCUGAGGAAGAGGUUCGCUCCGCGAUGCGCACACAAAUAGACGAUUUUCGGGAGGAAAUGCUUCGUCUUGGGGUGGGAGUAGAUGAAUCUGGUGAGCUUUCACAUCACCAGGAACAAGACGCCUUAGCCAUGGAGAAGGUUGGUGGCAACGCUGGACGGAUGAUUUUCCGCCCUAUGGCUCCUUCGACGCCUGAUGAAGAUGGUCCAUCGAAUGAGACUGGUGCAACGGGCCUAGUCAAUGGGGCCUCGAUAAUGGAUCCUCCCCCUUCCCGGCCCGAUACAUGGGUAUCAUCGGUCUCAUAUUCAGAACCCGUUCCUAACGUGCAGAAUCCUUGGCUCGCGUCUCUGGAGCCUUCUUCCUCGAAAAUCACCCGGAAACGCAACGAGGUGGUUCUUUCUAAGGAUAGUUCCGCGGAAGUGAAGUCGAUUGCGGCUACGAAGAAACACAAGACUAAAAUGGCCGAUGCUCGUGCUCAAGCAGAGGAGGAUGCCAUAGUCGAAAUCUCAUUGGAUGCAUCGGACAUGAUCAGGAGCGAAGCACCACCCAAAAGUUCCGUGGGGGAGGGCGAGAAAGACGAAGCGCAACCUGAGGCUUCGUCAACGAACUCGAUGGCAAAGGUUGAUUCGGCGUUCCAAGAUGACGGUGAAGAAGACGAAGAAAGACCCUCGAGAGGCAAAGCUUUUGAACAGAGGGAUCUUGUAGCGAUGGCCUUUGCGGGAGAUAACGUUGUCGAGCAAUUCAAGGAGGUGAAGCAGAGUGUAAUAGAAGAAGAUGCACCGAAACAGGUUGAUACUUCGCUCCCUGGAUGGGGUGCAUGGGCUGGAGCCGGGAUGAAGCUAAAGGCCCCGCAUCCGAGAUUCAUCAAGACGAUUCCUGGCGUAAAUCCUGAAUCUCGAAAGGAUGCUGGGAAGGACUUCGUCAUCAUUUCAGAGAAGCGAGAUUUCAAAGCACGCAAGUAUCAGAUCAAGGAGUUGCCUUUCCCUUACACAGGAGAUGGGCAGCUGAAGCAGUUACUCGACACUCCACUUGGACGGGAAUGGAACACUCAAACAUUUGUCAAAAAGGCCACGAGGCCGAGAAUAUACACUAAGCCCGGCGAAGUUAUUGAACCCCUCAAGAAAAUGUGAUGAUCUUUCGCAUCCCGCAUGGUUGCACGUACAGUACAUCUUUAUGGUGAUAAUUCUUUGCAUGCAUUCAUACCCCGCCCAAUUCUACAUUUAUUCUACUACCACGUUUGUGCCACUGUGGAAGGCAACGUUACUACAUAUUGGUUGAGGCGCCAAUUGAUGUACAAAUGCAAGAUGCAAAUAGCAGUAUGGCCGGAUCAGAUGUCUUGAG